AUUUAAAGUUAAGAGAACAUACUUUUCGCCGCACUUAGUUUUCGCUUCUCGUCUCUUUUGCAGCUUUUCAAGCCUGUCUUCAAAAUGGGUAAAGAAUACCAGGAAGACGACGUGUCUACCAGCUGUAUUUCUUCAGAGCCAACAAUGCAGGGCGAGGUCUCGAGUUCGACUCUUGCCCCUCUCCACCCCAAGGAAAGCAACGAAAAAUUUCAUCUUGAUGAGACUGAAGCGCACCAAAGAUCUCUGAAAGCGAGCUUGGUUAAAGUGAGCGCCAUGCUGCUUUUCAUGAUUUCUUCUUUCGUUGCAAUCUUUGCGCCUGGAUCCCCUGAAGCUCCCCUGCAUUCCGCUGACCUAGGCAUGAUCUUGAAUGACCUGAGGACGCGGGUUCGAAUCCCGGGAAUCGUAUACAUUGUCUUAAAUGACCUGAGGGCUCGGGUUCGAACCGCAGGAACCGUAUACACUGUCUUGCAAAGUGUAGACAAGAUCCAUUACGCACUUGGAUCUGCAGCAAUUUUGGUGAUUGGGACUGUGAUUUAUUUUUCUUCUCGGAAGAAACAGAGCAGGGGGGUUAUUUGUUCUGUUGAGGAAAAUGUCAUUGAGGAAGCUCCAGCUGAAAUACAGUGCGAAAAUGAUGAUGCGGUAAAGCCAUCGGUGUGCCCCUGUUCGAAUUCCCCAGAGGCUUCUCUGCACUGUUGGGAGCCUAUUUCCGAAUUGAAGGUAAAGCUCGAGCUGGAGUAUUCUGUAGGAGACAUGAGCUCGUCCGAGAAAAUGUCGCCUACAGAUACAACGCAGGUCUUUGAGAGAAAGACCAGAAGAAAAAGCAUGUCUACCAUUACUCAUAAUGUGGUUAAACGAGAUUCAUCUGUGGGUUCUUCGUCGUCUUGUGAUAGAUCUCGUUCAAGAGAGUGUAAAGUAGAAGCACCCCUGCGAAGAUCCAGCAGAAUUCGCAAUAAAGUAAUGUCGCCACCGUCAGCAGGGGCACUGCAAAUAACAUCCAGAGGAUGAUUAUGCCCCUAUGUUUUUCAGCUUUUUAAGUUUAUUCUCUCAUAUGAAGCCCUUUUUUGCUUGCAUAUGAGAUCAUUAAUGAGAUUCGAAUAUCCAGUUAACCAAGGACUUUUUAGCAUUCCAAUUUGAUUUUGUCUAAGGUGUAUCAGUGGAACACCAAGAUACAAAACUUCAUGUUCUUGCGCAGAACAUGUUCUACUUUUUGUAUUUUCAGAUGCAAAUCUUAUGCUCUCAGUUUCGAAAUGUAUUACAAUAGUAAGUUCUAUUUGGUGAUUAAAUUGAACUAAAAUUUUAGUAGGAAAGAGUUGUAAUGAAUGAAGGAUCCUGGACUGGUUCAACCAAAUGAGAUGGAUUCUGUGAACAAAAAGUAAAAUAAGCUUGUAACUUUGAAGGGUUAAUUUAAUGCUGUGUCUGAUAUGCUAUUUUAUUUGUGUGCA
Molecule: messenger RNA, 1442 nt
Organism: Cryptomeria japonica (Japanese cedar)
Lineage: Eukaryota; Viridiplantae; Streptophyta; Pinopsida; Cupressales; Cupressaceae
Exons: 2
Coding region: 85-1005 (306 amino acids)
Source: RefSeq, a predicted model, not a curated record